CGUAUUUACUUCCGGUUCCGGUUUGUUUCCUUGGCGGUUCCCCUUCUCUUCCGAAUCUCCGGUUCUUUUUCCGCCUCAAAAAAUGAACCGUGGCCCGUUCAGACCUCAGCGGAGUCCAGGAGCUCCGCGGCCGGCUGGAAGGUUCCCCUCCCCCGGCUCCAGCUGGGGUUUCCCCGGAGCUCGCUCCCCGUACGGAGGCUCCGGACAUCGAGGAGCAUCCCCCCGGGGCUGUGGCGCUUACUCCCCGGGUUCCCCGGUAUACUCUCCGGGUUCCGGUCGAGGAUACUGGGACGGUCCUCCCGGGGGGUUCGGCAGCGGAUCCCGGUGCUUCCCAGGACAGAUGCGGAGCAGAGGCGACGGUUUCCGGCGGCCACAGUCCUUCAGUCCCGGUUCAGCUCAGAAGUUCCAGUCUUCAGGUGCGUCGGUGGAAAAAUAUUUCAGUCCAUCGAUGGUUCAAGAUCCAUGGAGACAUCUGCAACCACUGACAACAACAGAUGCAGCACACAACAGACACACAACAUGACACAAUUAACUUGACAACGCACAUAUCAGUCACUACAUGAUGAUGACAACAUACACAACAGGAAGAGGAACAACAGAUGUUCUGACAGGAAAGAAAUAAACAUCAGGUGGUGUUGUUGGUUGUGCAUAUGUGUUAUUUUGUUUUUGUUUUCUCUACUUCAGGAUUGAUUUUAAUUUAGGAUCAUUGCCUUGACUGUUUUCUAAAUGAACACAUUUAACCAAAUGUUUUAAUCAGUUUGUAAAAAGGUUCUAAAAUUAAAAACUUUUAAACUAGA
This is a messenger RNA of Platichthys flesus (European flounder), 797 nucleotides long. RefSeq names its product M-phase specific PLK1 interacting protein (gene mplkip). NCBI's taxonomy places the organism in Eukaryota, Metazoa, Chordata, Actinopteri, Pleuronectiformes, Pleuronectidae. The transcript has 2 exons. The record is from RefSeq and is a predicted model, not a curated record. The coding region runs from base 83 to 523 and encodes 146 amino acids.